Molecule: messenger RNA, 621 nt
Organism: Cyphellophora europaea CBS 101466
Lineage: Eukaryota; Fungi; Ascomycota; Eurotiomycetes; Chaetothyriales; Cyphellophoraceae
Exons: 4
Coding region: 1-621 (206 amino acids)
Cellular component (GO): cytosolic small ribosomal subunit
Molecular function (GO): RNA binding; structural constituent of ribosome
Source: RefSeq, a predicted model, not a curated record
AUGUCGAUGGAAGUCGGUCGUUCAAAGCCGCAGUGCACCUCGCUCUCCAACUGCAACACCAACCUCGACAAAUUUCAAUUCUCGCAUUGUACGCGAUCUCCCGAAGAGCGCCAGAGACUCGCGACAAUGCUCAUCCCAAAGGCCGACCGCAAGGCGAUCCACGAGUACAUCUUCAAGGAGGGUGUACUCGUCGCCAAAAAGGACUACAACCUCCCCAAGCAUGGCGACAUUGACACCAAGAACCUCUACGUCAUCAAAGCCUGCCAAUCCCUCACCUCGCGCGGCUACCUCAAGACCCGCUUCUCGUGGCAAUACUACUACUACACCCUGACCCCCGAGGGCUUGGAGUACCUGCGCGAGUGGCUGCACUUGCCCGCCGAGAUCGUGCCCGCCACCCACAUCAAGCAGCAGCGCAGCCAUGCCCCGCCCCGCGGCAUGAUGGGCGCCGAUGGCGGCGAGCGUCGCGGCGGUGGCCGUGGCGGUCCCCGUGGCGAUCGCGAGGGUGGUUAUCGUCGUCGUGACGCUGGCGGUGAGCCUGGCAAGGAGGGUGGUGCCCCAGGAGAGUUCGCCCCGAGCUUCCGUGGUGGCUUCGGCCGUGGUCGCGGCGCGCCGCCUUCUUAA